This is a messenger RNA of Hydatigera taeniaeformis, 711 nucleotides long. The record is from the annotation of a GenBank genome assembly. NCBI's taxonomy places the organism in Eukaryota, Metazoa, Platyhelminthes, Cestoda, Cyclophyllidea, Taeniidae.
AUGGAAAUGCUUAAAGAUAGAUUAUACAUGCCAAUUUAUGCCGACCGGAAAGUGUCACACAAACGAGUGAAAAUAUCAAUUAUAGGCUGUGGUCGUGAGGGAAUGGCGGCCGCAUUUUGUAUUUUAACCAAAGGCAUAGCCACUGAAUUGGCUUUGAUUGAUUUAGAUGAAGAGCUAGUCGAGGCUGAAUUGAAGGACUUGCAAGGAGCUGGUGAAUAUUAUCCAGGGUGCUUGAUAUAUGGGGGUGCAAAUUAUAAAUUGGUUUCUAAUUCUACCAUCAUAAUUAUGUGCGAGAAGGUUCCAGUGGGGGAUAGCGAAGACAGAUUAAAUCAUGCUCAACGAAGUUUGGACACAUUCAAAAUUGAUAUAAUGUGUUAUAUCGCAUGGCGUCUGAGUGGCUUCGAGAAAAAUCGUGUUUUCGGAAUUGGGACAGCUUUAGAAUCUGCCGCUUUCCGAGUUGGGAUUAGCCAAAAACUGAACGUUAGCCCCAGCGCGGUUAGAGGCCACAUACUUGGUGAACACGGACUGCAAUCAGUCCCAAUUUUUAGCUCAGUCGAAUGUGGCGGUGUUAGACUAAGAGCCGUAUACCCCGCAUUCGGAACAGAGAAAGACGCCGAGGGGUACAACAAGAUCCCCGACACAAUUAAUGCAAAGUCCGCUUUUCUGAUAAUUGACAUUGUGAUAAUAGCAAUCAAUUUAUCAAAAGCGUAA